AUGCGUGGGCCGCAGCGCAUCGUCGUCAAGUGGACAUCCUUUGCUUGCGCAUUGCUCAACUGCCUUGUCGCCGGCUCCGUGGUGACGUUUGCCCUCUAUGCGCCACAGCUACAGCGGCAUUUGCAUUAUACGUCCAUCCAAGUCAAUACGGUUGGCAUCGCUUGUCAGCUCGGUCUCUACCUCACAGUCCCUGUCCUUGGCAUAUUGUGCGACAGCAAAGGACCCCGUAUCGUCUCUGCCUAUGCCGCAGCACUCGCGCUACCAGCCUAUCUCAUUGCAGGCAAAGCCUAUAAACAUGCAUGGCCGCCUGCUGUGCUCGUUACUUGCUUUGCAAUCCUUGGGUCAGCGACCGUGGCGUUAUACCUCAGUGGUAUCAGCACUGUAGCCAAAAACCACCCGCGAUCGCGCGGGCUGGCCAUGGCGGUCGUGACUGCAAGCUUUGGUCUGAGUGGACUAUGGGAGACACAGGUGGUGGAUCAUUUCUUCAGAGACAAGCAUGGCGAAAUCAAUAUCGAGGGGACGUUUCUCAUGUUUGGGCUCUUGCUAAGCAUCACGGCUGUCAUCUCCAGCUUUGGAUUGCGUAUCGUUGCGCAAGAAACUUUUGAAGAAGAGGAUAUGAGUGAUGCUUCCAGCGUUGAUGAAGCCACCGCCUUGCUCGCUCAAAGCGGCGUCCUUGAGCCGUCAGAAAAGCUGUCGCUCAAGGACAAGAUUCGCAUAUUUCUCAAAGACCACAGCUCCUGGUGGUUUUUUCUCGCCUUUGUCCUGUUGGCUGGUCCAGGGGAAGUCUACACCAAUAAUCUUGGCAUUCUCUAUACGGCCCUAAAGGACCAGGAAACACAAUCAGUCUCGGCAUCAGUUCAAGUUUCCCUCUUUGCACUUUCAUCCACUUUCGGCAGGCUCUUCUUUGGUGCUCUGUGCGAUAUUCCGUCGCAGUCGCCCAUUACCCUGCGCAUGACCAUCCUCAUCGUUGCUGCAAUGGUUCUUUCCCUCGGCUUCAGCAUUCUCGCAUGGACAGACAUCACAACCGAUACCUUCUGGCUCGCAAGUGUUGCAACGGGGCUUGGCUAUGGCGGUCUUUUUUGCAUCUGGCCAGCCGUCUCCUCCCUCAUCUGGGGGCUUGAAAACUUUGCCACGUAUUGGGGUUGUCUUGCAACAGCGCCCGCGGUCGGAUCUGUCCUGUUUGGGCUGCUCUAUGCAUCCAUUUAUGAUAAGGCUGCACAAGAACAACACAAUUCAUCUGGUCUAUGUACAGGGCAUGUCUGCUUCUCGCGCAGUACUGGCUAUUUUGCCAUAUCCAACCUGCUAGGCGUCUGCAUUCUCAUAUUUGCUCUGCGUGUUUGGCGACGGCGAUUCCCUGCUGCAUAG
Protomyces lactucae-debilis is the source of this 1365-nucleotide messenger RNA. RefSeq names its product major facilitator superfamily domain-containing protein. Gene Ontology annotation, cellular component: membrane. The transcript is spliced from 2 exons. The record is from RefSeq and is a predicted model, not a curated record. Lineage: Eukaryota; Fungi; Ascomycota; Taphrinomycetes; Taphrinales; Protomycetaceae. Gene Ontology annotation, biological process: transmembrane transport. Bases 1 to 1365 code for a protein of 454 amino acids. Gene Ontology annotation, molecular function: transmembrane transporter activity.